This is a messenger RNA of Melitaea cinxia (Glanville fritillary), 1698 nucleotides long. Its product is annotated as protein bric-a-brac 2-like. Gene Ontology annotation, molecular function: DNA binding; protein binding. Lineage: Eukaryota; Metazoa; Arthropoda; Insecta; Lepidoptera; Nymphalidae. Bases 145 to 1455 code for a protein of 436 amino acids. The transcript has 8 exons. Gene Ontology annotation, cellular component: nucleus. Gene Ontology annotation, biological process: regulation of transcription by RNA polymerase II. The record is from RefSeq and is a predicted model, not a curated record.
GAUCUUUGGUAGUCAUUGUUAGCGAUUUUAUUUAGCGUGGGUUGAGUGGUUGGUGGGGUUCGUUUUGAAUAAUCAAGAAAUUGGUGAGUUUAAUAACAUUACAAGUGAAAUAUUCAGGGCACUGUGGAUGCCACAAAGGCCACAAUGUCACAACAAUAUAGUUUGAGGUGGAACAACCACCAACCCAAUUUUAUUUCUAUGUUUGGUACGCUGCUUGCUACCAAGAAUUUGGUAGAUGUUACCCUUGCCGCUGAAGGUCAGCAUUUAGUAGCUCACAAGGUUGUGCUGUCAGCAUGCAGCACAUACUUCCAUUCUUUAUUUGUGGACAACCCAUCACAUCACCCAAUAGUUAUAUUGAAGGAUGUAACAUUCAACAACUUAUGCACAAUGGUUGACUUCAUGUACUAUGGAGAAGUUAAUGUCACAGAGGAGCAGUUACCACAGGUUUUAGAGACAGCUAAAAUUUUAAAAAUCAAAGGAUUGACUGAAAUGCCUGACUCAACCUCACUGACAAGGUCUCAAGGGGCUUCAACAGACUUCCCAAACACUGAAAGUUCUAAUGAGACUAAUAGGCCUUCAGUUUCACCGUCCUCACCCAAUAUUAAACGAAAAAGGCGUCGAGGUAGUUCAACUGGAUCAGGUGUAAAUUUAGUGACGGAUGACAACAGAAGUAAUGAUUGUGGUCAAAACAUGGAAUUAAUGCGUGAGGCAGUUACACUAAGCAGUGUACCACAACAAAAACGCAGAGAAAUUGAUGAACGGAUGGAAAACCAGACUGGUGAACCAUCAAACUUAAAUAUAGAUCAGCUUGCCAUUGAUGCAAAUACUGUUGGAAUGUCACAAGGACAAUGGAGUAUGUUGGAGCAUACAUACCCUCGGUAUCCGAACGCUUGUCUGGGCGGCGGCGGGUUCCAACCUGACCAGGGGAUGUAUCUAAAUAAUGUGAUAAAUCAACACGGAGAUCCCGACAUGACUCAUUACGGCCAGACGCUCGGCGUGCCGGGUCCUGCACCGGGUCCCAGCUGCGUCGCAGAAACUCAAGCUAACCAGAUGCAACAGAUGAACCCAACGCCUCAAAGGAGACGUCGUCAAACGAACCCUCAAGAUGCAGAAAACUUUCAAAAAGCGCUGGAAGCCGUACGAGUCGGCGGUAUCGGAUUUUGCAAAGCGGCACGAUUAUUUGGUGUAAACAACCGAACGUUAUGGCUAGAGUACAAGAAGAAGGGUUACCCAAACAAUCGACCGAGUAUAAAGAGCAGAAUAAAGCGCGAGCACGUCACGCCACCCCCGGAGCACAAGGAGGAGCCACAGCAACAGGAUCAACAGAUGGCCCUGAUAUGUCCUCCGCACUCCGUCCCCGUGGGUUUUAUAGACCCACGACCUGUGGACUUCCCCCUGCAAGUGAACAACGCCCCUCUUAACAUCAUCAACGGCGUAAACUUCCCAAUGCAAUAGAACGCGGCGUGCGGAGCGCAAAGCACCGAGUCGUACUCCUUGUGACCCGAGUGGCACGGCGGCGAGUGCGCGCCCGCCUUCGCGUCACUCGCGGCUCGUGCGCCCUCGCCGCCCUUGCGCCCGCAGACGCGCUACGAUAUCUAUAUGCAGAUGCCCUUGUAAAUAUUGUUACACAUCCAUGUUCAUUAUCGUCCAGUAUUAUUUGGUAUCCAGUUGAAAAUAUAAUAUAAAUGAAUAAUUAAA